AGUGUGCGGCGGGCGGCGGCGGUGGCCCGGGAGGCCCGGAGGCCGCGGCGCGGUCACUGCGAGCCGAGCCGCGCCGAUCGCCAUCCGGCCCUCGCGCGCGAUUCCGGCCGGCGGCGCGGCCCGGCGGGCCCGGCGGCGCUGCAGCCCAUGGAGCUCGAGAACAUCGUAGCGAAUACGGUGCUACUCAAGGCCCGGGAAGGUGGUGGCGGGAAUCGCAAAGGCAAGAGCAAGAAAUGGCGGCAGAUGCUGCAGUUCCCCCACAUUAGCCAGUGUGAAGAGCUGCGGCUCAGUCUUGAGCGUGACUACCACAGCCUGUGUGAGCGGCAGCCCAUCGGGCGCCUGCUGUUCCGUGAGUUCUGUGCCACGAGGCCUGAGCUGACCCGCUGCACUGCCUUCCUGGAUGGGGUGGCUGAGUACGAAGUGACCCCUGAUGAGAAGCGGAAGGCAUGUGGGCAGCGACUAAUGCAGAAUUUUCUGAGCCACACGGGUCCUGACCUCAUCCCUGAGGUUCCUCGGCAGCUGGUGACUAACUGUGCCCAGCGACUGGAACAGGGGCCCUGCAAAGACCUCUUCCAGGAGCUGACCCGGUUGACCCAUGAAUACCUGAGUGUGGCCCCUUUUGCCGACUACCUCGACAGCAUCUACUUCAACCGUUUUCUGCAGUGGAAGUGGCUGGAAAGGCAGCCAGUGACCAAGAACACCUUCAGGCAGUACAGAGUCCUGGGCAAAGGUGGCUUUGGGGAGGUGUGUGCCUGCCAGGUGCGGGCAACAGGCAAGAUGUAUGCUUGCAAGAAGCUGGAGAAGAAGCGAAUCAAGAAGCGGAAAGGGGAAGCCAUGGCACUCAAUGAGAAGCAGAUCUUGGAGAAAGUGAACAGUAGGUUUGUAGUGAGCUUAGCCUAUGCCUAUGAGACCAAGGAUGCAUUGUGCCUGGUGCUGACGCUGAUGAAUGGAGGUGAUCUCAAGUUCCACAUCUAUCAUAUGGGUCAGGCUGGCUUUCCGGAAGCCCGCGCUGUCUUCUAUGCUGCGGAGAUCUGCUGUGGUCUGGAGGACCUGCACCGGGAGCGCAUCGUGUACAGGGAUCUGAAGCCAGAGAACAUCCUGUUGGAUGACCACGGCCACAUCCGCAUCUCGGACCUGGGACUGGCUGUGCAUGUGCCUGAAGGCCAGACCAUCAAAGGUCGUGUGGGCACCGUGGGCUACAUGGCUCCAGAGGUGGUAAAGAAUGAGCGGUACACGUUCAGCCCUGACUGGUGGGCACUGGGCUGCCUCCUGUACGAGAUGAUCGCAGGGCAAUCGCCGUUCCAGCAGAGGAAGAAGAAGAUCAAACGUGAGGAAGUGGAGAGGCUGGUGAAGGAGGUGCCUGAGGAAUAUUCUGAGCACUUUUCCCCACAGGCCCGCUCACUCUGCUCCCAGGGCACCCUGACCACCCCUGCCCUGCUACAGCUCCUCAGCAAGGACCCUGUAGAACGCCUGGGGUGUCGUGGGAAUGGUGCCCGAGAGGUGAAGGAGCACCCCCUUUUCAAGAAACUGAACUUCAAGCGGCUGGGAGCUGGCAUGCUGGAACCACCCUUCAAGCCUGAUCCCCAGGCUAUUUAUUGCAAGGAUGUUCUGGACAUUGAACAGUUCUCCACAGUCAAGGGUGUGGAGCUAGAGCCCACUGACCAGGACUUCUACCAGAAGUUUGCCACAGGCAGUGUGCCCAUCCCUUGGCAGAACGAGAUGGUGGAGACUGAGUGCUUCCAAGAGCUGAAUGUCUUUGGACUGGAUGGCUCAGUCCCCCCAGACCUGGACUGGAAGGGCCAGCCACCUGCACCUCCCAAGAAGGGACUGCUACAGAGACUCUUCAGUCGCCAGGAUUGCUGUGGGAACUGCAGCGACAGUGAGGAAGAGCUCCCCACCCGCCUCUAGUCCCCAGACUGAGACCCCCACCGGCGGUUGGCGGUAGCAGCCACUCCCAGCGCUGUUUACAGUUUUGCACAGUGGUUUUCCCCAUUGUCCACUCAAGUCGUGGCCUGGGGAACACAGCCGGAGCUGUCCCCAGUGUCUGCCCCUCAGCCCUUGACCCAGCUGAGUUUGGCAAGGCCUGGGCCAUCCCUGGGACUAAGGUGCGUCCCUUUAGCUCUUCUCUGUUGAGCUCGGGGCUUUCUGUAUUUAUGUAUUUGUAUGAAUGUAUAUAGCGACCAGAGCGUUCUUAAUUCCCACCCUAGACUUGGCACCCUGGCCUCAGCUCCCUGGGGCAGCCAUCCCUGGUUGGGAGAGCCGGAGCUGGCAGAGGAGCCACUGCCAAACUCAAGGCUUCUCAGGCCUACCCUGGAUAAGCCGAGGCUGGGCCAGGACUGACCCCGAGCCCUCAGCAUUCUGCUGGCCUCCAUGGACCUGAGUGAGACUUGUGCCUGCCCUUGCUGUCCUGGGCUCAGGCCACCACUUUCUGGGUCCCACUGCUGUCAUCCCUUCUCAGCACUUGUCAGAGCUGGAGUUGGGACUUGUGUUUCUCCUAGGCCUAUGCCAAAGUGUGACCAGAGAUUGGACUGACUGUGGGACCCAAUAGACCACUGCCCAAGUGGUCCCAGAUGGGCCUCCUUCUGCCUUCCAGCUCUUGGGGCACCUUGUCCUAAAGAUACCCCUUUCAGAAAUGCUCCAGCCCAGGACAUGGGAAGGUGUGGGGAUGGCCCUGGCCAACUCUCCCAACAUUCCAGAAUCCCCUCAUAACAGUAAACACACGUGCCCAGCAAUAAGCCACCCCUCCCUGUGUGUGCCUGUGGGGAGUGUGUGCACGUGUGCAUCUAUGUGUGUGGUGGGGGUAGGGCUAGGGUGAAGCCCUAGCCCUUCCCAGACUGUGAUAGCCACCCUGGUCCCAGUGUUAAUAUAGCAUGGGAUUACAGGGCCCAGGUUUUUCCAUAUCUAAAGCCAGUUUUUCUUACUCAUUUUGUCCAAUGUAAACUGCCACAUGUCUCUGUGUGAAUACAGUCUGAGCACAAACCUGGCCAGCUGCCCCUGCCUGCCUCUUUCUUGCUUCUGGUAUUCCAGGGGGUCUUCCUGCUUCCCUGGCCCAGCUGGAAGUGGGAAAGGAUUGGAGGUGGAGCUGGCAGAGGGUGAAGGGCUGCCCUUCCAAGGCCCAGGACCAAUACUGGAGUAGACUUUCCAGGCAGCCAGGCCUGGGUGGCCUGUGGGCUCAUCCAGUUGGUUUCCCCAUUUCCUAAGUGGGACAGAACCUGAGGACAGAAGCCUUGGAUGCCCAUUAGAGUAGCUGACUCUGUGCUAGAGAGGCAGGCCCCAGCUAGCUGGUGUUUAAGCCAAGAUCAUCUGAGGAGUCAGGUAGCAGCUGUUGUUUGGAACAUCUGCCCUGACCCUGGGCUGGUGCACAUGCAUGAGACUCCUCAGUUUUGCCUUUGAAACAUUAAAUGUGGAGGGCAAAGACUAAAGAGAGGUGAUACUGGGAGGGAGGGAAUGGAGGGGACCAGCCACCUAAUUAUCAGAGGGUUUUUUGUUAGGAAGGGUUUU
Castor canadensis (American beaver) is the source of this 3501-nucleotide messenger RNA. The record is from RefSeq and is a predicted model, not a curated record. Lineage: Eukaryota; Metazoa; Chordata; Mammalia; Rodentia; Castoridae.